GCUAGGUCGACCUCAGCUUGAUGUUUGGUCAACGGCUCUUGGCGUGCCAUGGGCGCCACGAGAGACAUUGCAGCGCCCGAGCGAGCGCAUGAGUGGCGAGUACGCAAACCUGGGUCGUCCACGAGAUGGAGGCGAACGUUUCAUGGCCGGAGCACCUGUGCAAAGUGCUAAAGGUGGCGGCGGUCCACGGGUGCUGGUGACCUGGCGGUCCAUUGGAGCCAACUGCAUGUGUGGCCAAUGGGUGGCCGCUGUGUGGUGGGUCAUCAACUUGGAGAAGCGUCCGGAUCGCCGGCGCUGGAUGUGCAGGAGCUGCUUGCCCGCCUUUCAAGAGGCAGGUGCACAAAUCUCGUUCGUGCCAGCAGUGAAUGGGGAGGAGCUGGACUUGGAUGGCGCUGCUUGGUGGUCUUUGAGCGAGGAACAGCUCGAGGAGACUGAGCGCCGUUGGACGAAGAUGUUCCCAGAGGAGCCCCUGCCACGCGAGGAGUUGCGACGUUUCUAUGGUCGACCAGUGUCAGGUGGUGAGAAGGGCGUCUUUUUCAGCCACCGGGCAGCCUGGACAGCGGCCAAGGGUGCACCCUUUACUUUGAUCUUGGAGGAUGAUGUGGUGCCCAUGUCCUUCUUGCCAGGACACCAUGUGCCUGGCCGAGAUUUGGAGGAUCAGGCCAUGGAGUCCAUUUUCCAAGUCUGCUGCUUGCGCUGGGCUUCCCUCUGGUCAGCGCUGGUGGAGGCGACCAAUGCUUUGGAGGCCCGGGCAAUUGAUUGGCACUUGCUCCUACUUGGCCGGCACAAGUUUGGUGCGGACACCCCCAUCGAUGGAGAGCACGAUCUGGUGAUGGCAGGCUUCUCCACAUGUUUGCAUGCCUACUGCGUCUCCGCGCGCGGUGCGGAGCUUCUGCUUCAGCUCACCGACCUGAAACCGGAUCCCGGGCCCCAACUCAUCCCCAUCGAUGAUUUGCUACCAGGUAUUUGGUCCGGCCAACAUCCACGGCGGGAUCUGGAUGAGCUCCUGCCGACGUGGUCCGACCGCGGGCGGGGCCGGCCCUCCGUGGUCGCCUUCCGAGAGGACCUGGCCUGGCAACUGGAAAGUCUCUCCGCAGCUGAUGGAGAAGUCCUGGGCCAGCUGUUUCGGUCGUUGAUGCGCUCAGAUAUUGAUGUGGGCAGCGGCUGGCGCGCCGCCGGCGACACCUCGUUGAUGGAGCACCCGCUGACACGCCUGGAAUGCCUGCGAGCAGUGGCGAUGGCUGGAGCAGAGGCCUCUGAGGCUCUGAAGAGGACAUCCAGGAGUCUCCAAAGCGCUUUGGAUGAAAUCUCCUGGCGGCAGCUGGCGCUGGCCCUUUUGCAGGAGCAACAGAACUGCAAGGAGGAAGAUCCGCUCUUGGAACACUACGUGCCUGGCUGCUGGAUGUUGACCUGCAUCUACUUACUCUCAGGCCGCCACCUGGGCGGCGCCGGACCUCGCCCCGACGGCGUGUCCCGCACGUGUCCCGCCCUCGCGCGGCUGGGCGGUGUGGCCGAUGCCCUCCAGCGGGGCGAGCAAGUGGGCAUGUGCGUGGACGAAAGGCAGAUGGAGUCCUUGAGCUUGGGCGAAUUCCGUCGGAGCUUCGAAAGUGAAGGUCGGCCACUGCUAGUGAAGGCUGCAGCUCCUGCUGCGUCUCAGCAGCCCGAGCGCUGGCACGUCCAGACGCUCCAGCGCUCACUCCAGCGGCGCCCGUGUCGUUGUCACAUCCAAGAUGAUGCCCUGGCCCUGACAUCUGGGAGGACCAAGCUCUCAGUGAUUCGCAUGCCAUUCGAGGAGUAUGUGAGAUACAUGGACUCCCACCAGGACAGUGAACCUCUCUAUUUGUUCCAAGAGUUCGAGGAAGACCUGCGAGAGGCCGUCGACAGCAGUUUCCAUGUCCCGGAGCUGUUCUGCGAGGAUUUCUUCUUGGAUGCCCAGGAGACGCCGGAGGGCUUCACCGGUCUGGCGGGAUGGCUCUUAGUGGGGCCCGCCAGCAGUGGCUCUCGCUGGCACUUUGACCCUUGGGGUACUGCUGCCUGGAACCUUCUCUUCGAGGGCCAGAAGCUCUGGGCCUUCUUCCCACCCUCUGAGCACCAAGCUCCUCCGUACGUGGAGGCGCAGCUCUUGGGCGGCUUAUCGGAGGCCUCUCACUUCUACGCUGCGCCGCCGGUCUUGACCUUGGCCGACCUCAUUGGGACGCCAGCGGCCGCCACGCUGCGAUGGGUCUUGCAAGAAUCAGGUGACCUGGUCUUCAUCCCCAGCGGCUGGUGGCACUGCACGGUGUCCUUGACCCAAACAUCCGCCUACACUAGGACUGGGUCACAACUACCAGGUGGCUGAGACGGCCCUGGCGAAGCUCCAUCCGCUCAUGGCGCAGCAGUUGAGACGCUGGGUUUCUUCCUAAGGACGACAGCGAUGAAGAUGGUGAUGUUCAUCCUGUGGCAAAGAAACCCAGGAAAA
Messenger RNA from Durusdinium trenchii, 2458 nucleotides. Lineage: Eukaryota; Dinophyceae; Suessiales; Symbiodiniaceae. The record is from the annotation of a GenBank genome assembly.